This is a messenger RNA of Alligator mississippiensis (American alligator), 936 nucleotides long. RefSeq names its product ecto-ADP-ribosyltransferase 5-like. Gene Ontology annotation, molecular function: NAD+-protein-arginine ADP-ribosyltransferase activity; NAD+ poly-ADP-ribosyltransferase activity. The record is from RefSeq and is a predicted model, not a curated record. The transcript has a single exon. Bases 1 to 936 code for a protein of 311 amino acids. Lineage: Eukaryota; Metazoa; Chordata; Crocodylia; Alligatoridae.
AUGAGCCUGAUGCCUGGUGCUUUUGAUGACCAGUACAUUGGCUGUACUGAAAAAAUGGAAAAAGAUGCCCCCAGAUUGAUGGAGGAAGAGAUGAAGAAGAACAGAAACUUGAGUGUGGAGUGGAACAAAUCAGAAGAAAAAUGGAACAGCAUGAAGAAAUCUCUUGACAAGAAUCUCCCAAGGGACUUUAAGGAUGAAUAUGGAAGAGCAAUUAUAGCCUAUACCAGUACAGCACUUAGUAAGGUUCUGAAUAAGGCAGUACGGGAGUCUGCUACCUCUCUAGCUACCUACAACAGCAAUUUCCAUUUCAAAGCUUUUCAUUACUACCUGACAAGAGCUUUACAGCUCCUAAGAAAGAGCUGCGAUGUGACGUACAAAACACCAGUGUACAGGGGAAUCAGUGACAUUAGAUGUGAGAAGAAACAAUUUGAAAUCAUGAGGUUUGGAUAUUUUAGCUCUUCAUCUUUUAACAAAAUAGUAGCUGAGCAUUUUAGGAAAGACACUGGAUGCUUGUUCACCAUCCACACUUGCUUUGGAGUUGAUAUCAUGCAAUACUCCUAUUCUAAGGAGCAAGAAGAAGUACUAAUCCCCAUCCAUGAGAAAUUCCAGGUGUUCCCAGGACGUGAUGGGUCCAACAGCCUUGUCCUCCAAAGCACCAACCAGACCUGCAGCCAUUUUAACUGCGCCUGUCUGGGGAGUGAGGACUGGGCUGAGCGUGUGCAGGGGGUCAAUGGGGACUAUGACAUGGGGCCUGUCACGAGGAUGGGCAGAGACAAUCUGACACUCCUGCUGCCAAGGGGCCCUGUGACAGGAUCCAACCCAGAGGUGGGCUUGAUGCCUCCUGAUGGCCGCGCUGUUCCUGCCCCAAUCAGGUUCCUUCAGUACCCACCCUUUGCUCUUUCCUGCCAUGCCUUCAUUGGGGUUAUUUGGUUAUGA